AUGCCCUCCCCAACCGCACUCCAUCCGCUUUUUGUGUACGGCACCCUCCUCACCGGCCUCCCCAAUCACGCCCUCUUCUCGUUAGCCGACAAAGUCACCCAUGUGCGAGGCGCGAUCCUCAAACGACACGAUAUGUAUUCCCUCAACGACUGGUAUCCGGUCAUCGUCGAGGCGGGGGGAGGGGAGGAGGCGGAGGCGGCGGAGGUGCGGGGUGAAGUGAUGUACUUUGCUGAAGAACACUAUACAUCCAUCCUGAUGCGACUGGACGAGCUUGAGAGUUACCACGGACCCUCGUCAAACUCCAACAUGUACAUCCGUGCAGAGGGAAAAGUCACAUUAACGUCGCCACCGGUACCAUUAGCAGCAGCCGCAAAGCUAUCAUCACUAGAGACCCCUCAGGAGAAGGAAGGAGAAGAAAUACAGGUUUACUACUACCGGUGGAAUAGACCCCUGGACCCGCAGUACUUCAAGAGGAUAGAGAGUGGGGAUUGGAAGGAGCAUAUAGACGCGAUACAGCGGAAGACGAGUAAGCAGCAAGACGGGAUUGCGGGCACUGCAGCAAGACGGGAUUGCGGGCACUGA
Fimicolochytrium jonesii is the source of this 582-nucleotide messenger RNA. RefSeq lists its product as uncharacterized. The record is from RefSeq and is a predicted model, not a curated record. NCBI's taxonomy places the organism in Eukaryota, Fungi, Chytridiomycota, Chytridiomycetes, Spizellomycetales, Powellomycetaceae. Bases 1 to 582 code for a protein of 193 amino acids. The transcript has 2 exons.